AUGUGGUGCUCCGUCAGGCACUGCCUCCUAACCUUGGUGGCCCUCGAGCUCCUGUGGCUCUUCAUCACCUUGAAGGUCUCCAGCGAAAUCGACGAUGAUCCCGUGACGCCCAUCAAAGGCCAAGUAGCAGCCGUUGCUCUCCGAUGGCUGACGGUGGGCCUCUCCUCGGUGCCAGGCCCGGAGGGUCGGAGUGGCCUCCUGCACACGCUGGUGUCCCUGUUCCGAGCCUCCUCCAAGGCAGAGCAGAGACGUCUCACGGUGCUGGUUCACCUGGCCGACUCCGACCCUGCCUGGCUCAGAAAGACCGCCGCCCAGGUUUCAACCCUCUUCAGCCCGCAGAUCUUGGCAGGGCAGCUGGUGCUGAUCCACACCCUGCCGGAUGCCUACCCCGCGGGGGACCUUGAGGACGAGGACUACCCGGGGGACGCCUGCUCCAAGCAGAAUGUGGAUCACGCCUUCCUCACGAGCUUCGCUGCAGGACUCUCUGACUACUUCCUGUUGCUGGAGGACGAUGCCUUUUGCACCCCCAACUUCGUCACCCACAUCCGAGGGAGGGUGGGCAACAUGAGCAGGGCCCCGUGGGUGCUGCUGGAGUUCUCGAACCUGGGCUUGCUGGGCAAGCUCCUGCAUGGCAGGGACCUCCCGCUGCUGGCCCACUUCCUCCUCCUCUUCCACAAGGAGAAGCCCCUGGACCAGCUGCUCCCGCACUUCCGCACCCUCCUGGCCCAGAGACACGCCGUCCUCAGCAGGCCCUUCCUCUUCUACCGCCGGGGCUCCUACUUCAGUGCCCGUGAUAGCCACGCAGCUGGAGCCCCGCGGAACAGGGUGCCCCGAGGCCCCCACAACCCGCCGGGAGCAGUGUUCACGGACAUGAGGGUUUUGGGGGUUCAUUUCCCUUGGCAGGCCUACACUCUGGACGAGUCCUUCUUCUGGACCCACAACGUCAGCGCAGAGAGCCACCUGACCGUCAUCCUGAACCACCCGGCCAGCCUGCGGCGGGUGCAGGUGCUGACAGGCACCGUGGUGGACGGAAAGCACGCCCUGCAGAGGGGGCGGGUGGAGCUGGGCUACGAGCCGGAGGGGACGCCGCAGUACUGCACCAGCUUCGCCGUGCUGGGCCCCCUCCUGGAGGGGCAGCUGGAUCAGGAGAUAGUCCCGCGGAGCGCGGGGCGGGACGUGAGCUGCGUGAGGCUGGUGGCGAGCGCCCACCAGGCUGGCGGGCUCCUGGUCAGGCAUAUUUACCUCUGGGAGGAGCGGGCCGAGGGUAGGACAGCGGCUCCCAGUUGGAGACAGGUUGGCGAGCGUCUGAAAAAUUAA
This is a messenger RNA of Phyllostomus hastatus (greater spear-nosed bat), 1317 nucleotides long. RefSeq names its product alpha-1,3-mannosyl-glycoprotein 4-beta-N-acetylglucosaminyltransferase-like protein MGAT4E. The coding region runs from base 1 to 1317 and encodes 438 amino acids. The transcript has 2 exons. The record is from RefSeq and is a predicted model, not a curated record. Gene Ontology annotation, molecular function: acetylglucosaminyltransferase activity. Lineage: Eukaryota; Metazoa; Chordata; Mammalia; Chiroptera; Phyllostomidae. Gene Ontology annotation, biological process: protein N-linked glycosylation.